CGCGCGAUGUCCUUCUACCUCGUCUCCUUCACCCUCGCGCUGCCGCUCUUCGCCGCGAUGAUGGUCAUGUUCCCGUUCACGUACGUCUCGGACAAGUACCGACGAUACGCGCUGUCGUUCGUGAACGACGUGUGGGCGACGAUCAGCACGCUGCCGUUCGUCAAGGUGAGGGUCGUCGGGAGGGAGCAUCUCCCGGCGGUGGACGCGCCGGCGGUGUACGUCGCCAAUCACGCGUCGUACAUGGACAUCUACUCGCUGUUUCACCUGCGACGGCCGUUCAAGUUCAUAAGCAAGGUGAGCAACUUCAUCAUACCGAUCAUCGGGUGGAGCAUGUACAUGACCGGGCACAUCGCGCUGAAGCGCACGGAUCGAAAGUCGCAGAUGAAGACGCUCAAGGAUUGCCGCGAGCUCUUGCAAAACGACUGCCCCGUGCUCUUCUUCCCGGAGGGGACGCGAAGCAAGGACGGCGUCAUGGCGGACUUUAAGAAGGGCGCCUUCUCCGUCGCCGCGAAAGAGCGCGCGCCCGUGGUGCCGGUCACCAUCGUCGGCGCGUCGCAGCGGAUGCGGAGCGGGAGGGAGUGGGCGAUGAGCGCGGGGGAGAUCGUACUCGUCGUGCACCCGCCCAUCGCGAGCGACGACGCGCAGGAGCUGUGCGACGAGAGUUACAAGGUGAUCAAGGAGUCGCUC
Molecule: messenger RNA, 687 nt
Organism: Micromonas pusilla CCMP1545
Lineage: Eukaryota; Viridiplantae; Chlorophyta; Mamiellophyceae; Mamiellales; Mamiellaceae
Exons: 1
Biological process (GO): phosphatidic acid biosynthetic process
Cellular component (GO): membrane
Molecular function (GO): 1-acylglycerol-3-phosphate O-acyltransferase activity
Source: RefSeq, a predicted model, not a curated record